AUGUUCAAGAACAGAAAGGAAAAAGUUGCUUUGUAUGAGACCAUAGCUGGUGUUCAAGAUAUCAGUACAUUACCUGCAACAAGUUUAAACAUAUAUUCUAGUUACAAUCAUGGGUUGGAUUCAGGGAAAGAAAAUUACACCACUUAUGACAUCUUUGUUGCCCAUGUAUUGAAGAUCUUGUUAACUUAUAUCAUCUUUGUGUAUAUGAGAUUGUUCGACAUUCAUGAAUGGAUAUUGCAUUCGGUUGAAUUGUUUCGGAUUUUGCGUUUAGAUGUGAAAUACUUGAUCUAUGAUUAUGUCAAGAUUUCGUCACUGCUGUACUUUCAAAAUUUGUUGACAGAGAUUCUGUUUUACUGGUACAUUGCAACAUCAAUACCAGGUCUUUUUUGGAGAGUGUUUAACCCAUGGUCUGGUUCUCCCAUUGGGUUGGACCAAUUUUUGCAACAUGUCCCCAAAUCCAAUAUACCAACUUCAUUAGGUUUAAUUUUGCACUACCAUCCACCAUUGUUGAAACCCCCACCGGAUAUUCCUCAACCGUAUUUGGACUCAGAUAGGAAGAUUCAGGUUCCCCAGAAAAAGGAUGUCCAAUAUGCUAUUGCUAUCAGAAGCGAAUAUUUUGCCCAGCACCAAGCACAUGUUGCUUCAGAACGAGUUCGGUUAUUGAGAGAAAUUGGUCAGUUUGUUACUUGGUGUUGCUUAGUUCCGUCAAUUGAAACGGUUACAAUUGUCGAAAAGAAGGCAACUUGCUGGGAAGUGGAAGCAGAUUUCAUUGAUUCCGUGAAAAAUGCAAUUUUAGUGGAAUUAGUUGCUUUGAGUAACACUUGUGAUCCAGAAGAGUUGACAAAGCUCAAGGGGUUGCUACCGCAAAUCGUCGUGGUGAACAAGUUUACAAAAGCUACUUAUACCGUGAAUGAGAGUGAGGUUCAGCCGCAUGAGGUGACGACAGAGCUAGAGGAUACUUUGGAGAAUAUAAUUGCAGUUUAUCAGGAUCAAAGAACGCUCACUGUUAUCCUUUGCGACUCUCGUGUCCGUAUUACUAAUUAUAAAAUCGUAACGUCAAAAUCAGAUGAUUUGAAAGCUGAUGAUCCAGAAUUCAACAUCCAGUUUCCACCUACACCUGGGUACAUUAUUGCACCAAAAAGCACUCGUGGGUUUAAUCAUCUGCUUGAAGGUUACGUUUGUGUUGAUGAAGACCCCAACAAACUGAACAUGGCAGUAGUGCACUUUUUGCAUCUCAAAUUUGGGUUUCCAUUUUUUUCGAGAUCACUAUACCAUUAUGCAUUAGAAAAGCCUUAUGCACCUCCCCUAAAAGAUGAGCCUCAGGCAAACAGUACCUUUUGUUAG
Lodderomyces parapsilosis is the source of this 1344-nucleotide messenger RNA. RefSeq lists its product as uncharacterized. The coding region runs from base 1 to 1344 and encodes 447 amino acids. The record is from RefSeq and is a predicted model, not a curated record. The transcript has a single exon. NCBI's taxonomy places the organism in Eukaryota, Fungi, Ascomycota, Pichiomycetes, Serinales, Debaryomycetaceae.